This is a messenger RNA of Theileria annulata, 1578 nucleotides long. RefSeq names its product Theileria-specific sub-telomeric protein, SVSP family, putative. Lineage: Eukaryota; Apicomplexa; Aconoidasida; Piroplasmida; Theileriidae. The transcript has a single exon. The coding region runs from base 1 to 1578 and encodes 525 amino acids. The record is from RefSeq and is a predicted model, not a curated record.
AUGAGAUAUAAGACAUAUUUGUAUAUAUCAUUAUUCAUACUAAUUGGAUAUGUGAGAUGUGCAGAUAAACCUACCCCAGAUGAUGAUGAAUCUUACACAUUUGAUGUAUCAUCAGAUGACGAAGAUAAAAGUUAUAAUUUUGAAGUAUCAUCAGAUGACGGAGAUGAUAGCUAUAAUUUUGAAGUAUCAUCAGAUGAUGGAGAUGAAAAUUAUAAUUUUGAAGUAUCAACACCACUAACUCAUCGUAUUUAUCAACCUACACCACAUCCACAACAUACACAAUAUGAACAGUAUCCACAGCCUACACAACCCACUGUGUCUAGUCAGCCACCAAUUUAUCAAACACCGGAACAGCAUUAUCCAGAAUUUCAAACACAACCAGGAUAUCAACGUCAAGGUCCUUAUGAACAGUAUCCACCAUUUCAACCAUAUCAACCAAUACAACAUUAUGUACCUCCAACAGAUCAAUCUGUACAACCUACACAACAACUCACUGAACCUACUCCACUAGUUCAACCGUAUCAACCUGUACCUUAUGAACAACCAGAAUCUCAGUAUCAACCACAACUUACUGAACCACCUACACAACAACAACCUCAAUAUCAACCACAACCUCAAUAUCAACAAUACCAACCAUACCAACAAUACCAACCAUACCUACCUUAUCAACCAUAUCAGCCACCUCAGCCACAACCUCAAUAUCAACAGUAUGAACCAUACCAACCUUACCCACCUGCUCCUUAUGUACAGUAUCCACAACCUACACAACCAUAUGGACCUACUCCACAAUAUCAACCUUACCAACCAUACCAGCCUCCAAUGGAUCAAUCUGCACAACCUGAAUCAGAUGAACCUGGUGAUAGAUCAGAUGAACCUGGUGAUAAGCGAGAUAAGCGAGAUAGGUCAGGAGAUGAAGAAGAACGACCUAGUAAAAGAAGAAAGAUUAGAGCACCUAGAAGAUGUAAAGAAGUCAAAUUCUUAAAGAAGAAUCCUGAAGGAAAUCUGAUUGAAAUGAUAAGAAAUGAUUAUAAUAUUAGAUAUAAUGAUAGAGAUAAAUUCAAAUGUGACUUUAAGGUAAAUCUUGAGGGAAUUGUCUGUGACAGUCAUGUUAUUUAUGAACAUUUAGAAGGAACUCCCUAUUGUUCCACAUUAACCCACAGCAAAAGAAAUGACAUUUUUGUCAUAAAUAAUCUUUCUAUAUUUAUAUUAAUUAAGAGAACUGAAGAUUCAUGGAAAACAACUGUAAAAGAACUUCCAAGUAAUAUCAAGUUGUAUGGCGAAGAUUCUGAGGGUUCUGAAAUUGAUUUGAAAAGAGAAGAUUAUUCUGUUAGUUUUACUUCACAUGGAUCUUUUAAAUAUUUAAUUUCACCAGAUAAAAGGUGUACUAAAAUUAUAGUUGAAGGCAUAGUUGUUUGGGAAAAAACUGAAGAAUAUGGGCAUCCAAUAGCAAUUUAUGUUACUCCUAGAUUGGAUGUUUUAAUUAACUUUAACGGAUAUAACAUAUUGUUAGGAAGGAGGUCUACUAGAUAUAAAUUGGUUUCCAAAAAAAAUAGUACGGGAAGAGCUAAAUAUACCUAA